AUGAGCGGAAAGCGAACCCGCAGCUAUAGAUGUGCAGUACACCAUCGAGAUCGCGAGGUCAGUUCCGAAAACGACUUCCAUCUACUUCUUGAAGAUCCUACCUUCUUUGCCAGGAUGGUUCAUUUGGUUGCGAUGGAGGUGCUCCCGGAAGAGCGGGAUCGCAAGUACUACCAGGAGCGGUAUACUUGCUGUCCUCCGCCGUUAUUUAUUAUCUGUGUCACGCUUUUAGAGCUGGGCGUGUUCGCGUGGUACGCGUGGGGCUCCGGCGGCGUGGCGGCGGCAGCCGGCCCGGUGCCGGUGGACUCGCCGCUUGUGUACCGGCCCGACCGCCGCCGCGAGCUCUGGCGCUUCCUCACCUACAGCGUCGUACACGCCGGCUGGCUGCAUCUCGCGUUCAACCUGCUCGUACAACUCGCGGUGGGGCUGCCGCUGGAGAUGGUGCACGGCGCGGCGCGGUGCGGCGCGGUGUACGCGGCGGGCGUGCUGGGCGGCUCGCUGGCGGCGUCCGUGCUGGACCCCGACGUGUGCCUGGCGGGCGCGUCGGGCGGCGUGUACGCGCUGCUGGCGGCGCACCUGGCCAACGCGCUGCUCAACUUCCACGCCAUGCGCUACGGCGCCGUGCGCCUCGUCGCCGCGCUCGCCGUCGCCUCCUGCGACGUCGGCUUCGCGGUCCACGCCAGAUACACCAAGGAGGCGCCGCCGGUGUCGUACGCGGCGCACGUGGCGGGCGCGCUGGCCGGGCUGACCAUCGGGCUGCUGGUGCUGAAGCACGCGCAGCAGCGCCUGUGGGAGCGCCUGCUGUGGUGGGCGGCGCUGGGCGCGUACGCCGCCUGCACGCUGUUCGCCGUGCUGCACAACCUGCUGGCCGCGCCCGCGCCCGACCUGCACUACCUGCCGCCCGACCCGCCCGACCACGCGCAAGGCUUCUGA
Parnassius mnemosyne (clouded apollo) is the source of this 930-nucleotide messenger RNA. Lineage: Eukaryota; Metazoa; Arthropoda; Insecta; Lepidoptera; Papilionidae. The record is from the annotation of a GenBank genome assembly.